This is a messenger RNA of Erigeron canadensis, 2271 nucleotides long. RefSeq names its product protein LEO1 homolog. The transcript has 12 exons. Gene Ontology annotation, cellular component: nucleus; Cdc73/Paf1 complex. The record is from RefSeq and is a predicted model, not a curated record. Gene Ontology annotation, biological process: transcription elongation by RNA polymerase II; positive regulation of transcription elongation by RNA polymerase II. NCBI's taxonomy places the organism in Eukaryota, Viridiplantae, Streptophyta, Magnoliopsida, Asterales, Asteraceae. Bases 143 to 2011 code for a protein of 622 amino acids. Gene Ontology annotation, molecular function: RNA polymerase II C-terminal domain phosphoserine binding.
AUCUGUGGUGAAACUCUAUAUGUAAUAGCUAUACAGCGAACAUUUUUCUUCUUUCAUCGGCGGUCACUCGCUAGUCCAAUUUUAUCAUUAUUCCAGAAUCAGCAUUCACCGGUGAUUUAAAAUAAUAAUAAUAAAAAAAAAAAUGGUGGGAGAAGAAAAAAGGCAUCAAAUGAUGCAAAAUCUGUUUGGUGAUCAAUCGGAAGAAGAAGAAGAGGAGGAAGAGGAAGAAGAGGUUGAAUCCGAACAUGAAUCGAAUCGUCAGCCCGAUUACGCUUCUGAUGAAGCCGAUGUCGGGCUGAAGGCCGAAGGUGAAGUUGUGGUAGAAGGUCAAGGGGAAGCAGAGAUUGGUAGUGAUACUGAUGGUGAAUUGAAUGAAAUGGAUCAUGAACGCAUUGAGAGCGAGGGUGAGAGAGACCAAAGCUCUCAAGAAGUAGAUCUGGUAGAACAAAGAGAUGAAAGUGAGGGAAAAGAUUCAGGAAGUGACCAACUUGGUCAACGAGUUGUGACAAGUAGGAGACGGGAAGUGGUGGAGAGUGAAUCAGAGAGAUCAGAGGAAAAUCAUUAUAUGGAUAAUGUAGAUGAAGAAAUCGAUCAGGCUAUAAGUCCAAGAAGUAGGUCACCCGAUGAAGAGAAAGAUGAAGCUCACAUAUCAGAGACAGCUCCUGAGCUCCGUGAUGUAUUUGGGGAAUCAGAUGACGAAGAACCAGCAGAAUAUGAAGCUGUUCAGAAUAAUCUAAAUGAUGAUAGAUCUCCUAUGGAGGAGGAUGACGGUUAUGAGAAGGAUCUUCAACCAGAGGACAUGUUAGCCGAUGAAGAGGGUCGGUAUGAUUCUGAAGAGGAUAAUAAGUAUAGAGCCAAGGAGAAACCAGUUGGACCCCCUUUAGAGCUAGGCAUACCGUUGCGACCCCCUCCAUCAGAUCCUGAAAAGAUGAACAUGAUUAAAGUUUCUAAUAUUAUGGGUAUUGAUCCUAAACCUUUUGAUCCAAAGACAUUUCGUGAAGAAGAUGCAAACGCAUUCGUUGCUGAUGAAUCUGGACACAAGCGCAUUCGCUUGGAUAAUAAUAUUGUUCGCUACAGGACUGUUAGAAACCCUGAUGGAACAACAUCUUAUGAAAGCAACGCACGGUUUGUGAGGUGGUCAGAUGGAAGCUUACAGUUGCAAAUUGGAAAUGAAGUUCUUGAUAUUUCAGUGCAGGAUGCCCAACAUGAUCAAGCUCAUCUUUUCCUUAGGCAUGAAAAGGGAAUACUUCAGUCGCAGGGGAGAGUCUUGAAAAAGAUGAGAUUUAUGCCUUCGUCCUUAACUUCUAAUUCUCAUAGAUUGUUGACUGCGAUUGUUGAUUCACGGCAUAAAAAAGUUUUUAGGGUAAAAAAAACUGUCACGGACAUCGAUCCUGAGAGAGAGAAAGAGCAAAAGGAGAAGGCUGAGAGUCAAACAAUUAGGGCCAACGAACUUCUUAGUAAAAAGAAAGAAAAGGUGAAUCGGAAGUACACACAAACUGUUCGUAGGGAACGCCAACUUUCACCUGGUUUCUUGGAGGAUGCACUCGAUGAGGAUGAUGAACAAGAUUAUUAUGAUUCUCGGCGCUCUGAUCGACGGCGUUUUGAAGACGACCUCGAAAUGGAAGCUCGAGCUGAAAAGCGUAUUAUGAAUGCAAAGAAGUCUCAAGGGCUCAAAGAUACUCCUCGCAAAUCAUCCUUGCAUACCAUGAAAUCAUCUAGACGCCCAGUUGAUUCUGAAAGUGAAAGAGAGGAAUCUGAGUAUGAAACCGAGGCUGAGGAAGAUGAAAGGUCACCUCCACGUAGGAGGGCUCAGGAGCCAGACCGCUAUGAUGAUGAAGAUCAGUACGAGGAUUUGGAAGAUGCAGCAUCGGAAGAGGAAACAGAGUUCAAGCACAAGGCCUCAGGAAGCAGUUUUAAGCGCCAGGAGAUAGAAUUAGAUGAGGACUCUCUGUCAAAAAAGGCUACAUCUGGUCGUCGAAAAGCUUAUAUUAGUGAUAGCGAUGAAGAAUAAAUUGUGUUACUAUGUGAGUGCAUCUGGACUUGUCCUAACACAGCAACCUCAUCAGAAGAAUGCAAUGCACUCAAGACUGCAAUGGCUAAUGAUAAAGAAUACAAUCCUCUGUUUCCUCUCACAUUAGUUCUAAACCUGUCAUCGUAUUUGACCCGACAUCAAAAAUACAAAUUAGAUUGCAGCUUUCUGAAGUUCAUUAGUAGCAUCCCAUAAACAAGUUCUAAAUUUUCUUUUAUAUAAUUUUUAUAUGGUUUUCUGCA